Molecule: messenger RNA, 3217 nt
Organism: Canis lupus familiaris (dog)
Lineage: Eukaryota; Metazoa; Chordata; Mammalia; Carnivora; Canidae
Gene: CCDC102A
Product: coiled-coil domain containing 102A
Exons: 9
Coding region: 600-2276 (558 amino acids)
Cellular component (GO): myosin complex
Source: RefSeq, a predicted model, not a curated record
UUGUAUUUUUAGAAGGAUUCACCGCAGGGGCGCCUGGCUGGCUCAGCUGGUGGAGCAGGAGACUCUUCAUCUCACAGUGCGUGUGCAGCCUACUUUAAAAGAAAAGAAAAAAAGGGGGGUGGGGGCGGGGGUGGGGAGGAAUCUUUGCAGUCGCCUUCCAGGUACAGGAUAUGGUGUGGAAAGGUGUCCGACCCCAUCUCCUGCCCAAACCGCAGCCACCUCAUUCCCAAAGCAGAGGAAGCCCGCCCAGGGCGCCCUGGAGCGCCUUCCCGUACCGCCGGCACGGAGCUCAGCGGCACCUCGGGGAAAACCUCCGCCCCGCGGGCCAAGGGCCCACCAGCCUUCCCCACACGCGGGAGGUUACUUCGAUGAGCCGUUUUGCGGCACGAAGGGGAAACUGAGGCCCGGUGAAGGGCAGAGACUUGCUGCUCCGCGGCUCCCCGGAGGAAUGCAGGUCCGAGGAGGAGGCGUCCCGCCCCGGGCGGCGGCCGGGAGAGCGGCGGGGACCGGUGGCCGUCGUCAUGCACACCCGGCCGCCCCCGCGCCGCCGCUGAGCCCGCCCCGAGGUGGACCCCGGGGCCCGCCCGGCCGGCCGCACCAUGAGCCACGGGCCCAGCCCCCGGCUGGCCGAGUCUCCGCAGCUGUCCAAGGGCAGCCUGCUGACCAUCCUGGGCAGCCCGUCGCCCGAGCGCGGGGGCCCCGCCGACUCGCUGCCGCCCACGCCGCCCAGCGGCACGCCCUCGCCGGGGCCGCCGCCCGCGCUGCCGCUGCCGCUGCCGCUGCCGCCGCCGCCCGCGCUGCUGGCCGACGGGGACUGGGAGAGCCGCGAGGAGCUGCGGCUGCGGGAGCUGGAGGAGGCGCGCGCGCGGGCGGCGCAGAUGGAGAAGACCAUGCGCUGGUGGUCCGACUGCACGGCCAACUGGCGCGAGAAGUGGAGCAAGGUGCGCGCCGAGCGCAACCGCGCCCGCGAGGAGGUGCGCCAGCUGCGCCAGCGCCUCGACGCGCUCACCAAGGAGCUGGCGGGCGCGCGGCGCGAGCGCCAGGAGGCGCAGGGCGAGUGCGAGGCGCGGGGCCGCGAGCUGGCGCGGCUGCGGGGCGCCCGGGGGGCCGCCGACAGGACGCCCGACGGGCCGGAGCCCGAGCCCGAGCCUGAGCGGGAGCAGGAGCCGGUGCGCGACGUCGGGGCCGAAGCGCCCGCCGGCAGCCAGGAGCUGGAGCUAGUGGAGAGCCUGCUGAAGAACAGACCAGAGGAGCCUGAUGGCUGCUGGGAGGCACGAAGCAUGGGGGCCGGGGUCCCACGGAGCAGCUCAGGCCGCCAGGAGCGCAGCCGGCUACCCUGGGAAGACACAGCCACCAUUGAGGAGGAUACAUCCAAGUUGACUGCCCUGCGGCUGCGGUUGGAUGAGUCCCAGAAGGUGUUGCUCAAGGAGCGAGAGGAUAAACUGACACUGAGCAGGAACAUUGAGAAGCUGGAAGGGGAGCUAAGCCAGUGGAAGAUCAAGUACGAGGAGCUGAACAAGACCAAGCAGGAAAUGCUCAAGCAGCUCAGCAUCCUGAAGGAGGCCCACCAGGACGAGCUGGGUCGCAUGUCCGAAGACCUGGAGGACGAGCUAGGUGCACGGUCCAGCAUGGACAGGAAGAUGGCUGAGCUGAGGGGUGAGAUGGAGCGGCUGCAGGCAGAGAACGCCGCUGAGUGGGGUCGCCGUGAGCGGCUGGAGACUGAGAAGCUAGGCCUGGAACGGGAGAACAAGAAGCUGCGGGCACAGGUGGGGGACCUGGAGGAGGCACUGGCCCGACGGCGGAGGCAGACGGCCAGCGCACUGGACUGUGACCUGCGGGCCAGCCAGGCCGCACUUUUUGAGAAGAACAAGGAGCUAGCAGACCUGAAGCACGUGCACGCCAAGCUGAAGAAGCAGUUUCAGGAGAAGGUGGCCGAGUUGGCACACGCCAACCGGCGAGUGGAGCAGCACGAGGCAGAAGUGAAGAAGCUGCGGCUACGGGUGGAGGAGCUCAAGAAGGAGCUGGCCCAGGCCGAGGACGAGCUGGACGAGGCCCACAACCAGGCACGUAAGCUGCAGCGGUCGCUGGACGAGCAGACAGAGCAGAGCGAGAACCUCCAAGUGCAGCUGGAGCAUCUGCAGUCCAGGCUCCGCAGGCAGCAGCAGAACGCACCCCUCUUUGGGAAGAUCCGAAGUGCUCGCUUCGGCACCGAGGAGGCUGGGGAUGGAGCCAGUGACCUGGAUGAAGACGAGGACCUGCAGAUCCAAGUGGCCUAGAGCUGCCACUCUAGGACCAGCCUGUGACCACAGGCCCCUUGGUGUCCGGGCUGACCGGCCGCUCCAGCCGAGGCAGCUGCCAGUGCUCCCUGCCAUGGCUGUCUUCCUCCUCUCCCAGGGUGGGCGCCAAUGAUCCUGCUCUGGCAACACCCCGUGGAAGGGAAGCCGUGGCCUGUGUUUUAUACAUGUACAUAUGUGUGCGGGGUCCUUGGACCCAUUUGGUCUUAUAAACACGGGACCACUCCAAGGCCUGGUCUCAGCACCCUGUUCCACCAAGGACCUUCAUGCAGGGGUGAGGGGGAUGUCAAAGGGGGCCAUUGCGGCCUUGACCCAGGCUCCCUCUCUGAACCUUGGGGUCAGGGAGACCUGUUUACAGUACAAUGUGAUAAACCCAGUCUUUUGUAAUAAAUGGAGUUUGGGUUCUUGGGGCAGAGUCCUGAGAGUGUGGCAGGUGUGGGUAGGUGAUGUAGGGGCGGCCUGAGCUUGCAUCUAGCACCCAACCUGAGCUCAGGAACGUCAGGUGACUUAAUAAAUGAACGAAUGUGAGAAACAAUGAAUGGAUGAACACUUGAGCUGCUCAGUGUGAGUGUAAGGAAAAGGUAUGGUGUAUGUCUAAUCUGGAGGAGAGGAGGCAACGAUCCUGCACCGGAUGGAUUCAGAUCUCUGCUUCUGCCCCUCACUGGCUGUGCACCCAUGGCGAAGUGACUUGACCUCUAUCAGCCUCCAUUUCCCCAUCUACAAAUUAGGCGCCUCAUACAGCUCUCAUGAGAAUAGGAUGAGUUCAUCUGGAACUCAGGGAAGGUUAGUUGUUACUGAAAUACUUGAAGGUAUGCCCCAGAGAGGAGGGAUUUGCCAGCUGGGCUCUGCCACAGGGAUGAAGUUUAGGCGACCAAAGUAGGUAUAAGCAACAAUAAAUAAAAAGUUCUUUUAUCUUUUCCCCA